GAAGUGGAGAAGAGGGUUCACCGUUCGCUGGGAGUCGAAGAGUGUGUUCGGUCGGAGUCCGGAGGACGGAAAGAAACAUGGCAUUCCUAAAUUCGGUUCUCGUUUACUGAAAUCGCACCACACUCAGCUGACAUGAAGAUUACUCGUCAAGGCCGGACGGGUUUAAAGAUCGUGUUGCUGUGCUGUGUGUGGUACUCCAUAUCCUCCACGAACAAUGUAAUCGGAAAAAUAGUUCUCACAAAUUUCCCGUUCCCCCUGAGCGUCACGAUGGUCCACCUGGGAUCCAUAGCCAUCUACUCUGGGCCGGUCUUAGCUGUGGGGGGAAUAAGGCCCUCGCUUGAUAUGGACUGGCCCUCAUGGGCGAGAUGCAUCCUGCCCCUCGUCCUGGGGAAGUUUUUCACGUCGUUGACAUCACACGUCAGUCUGUGGAAAGUUCCCGUGUCUUAUGCGCACACCGUGAAAGCUACGAUGCCUUUCUUCACUGUGAUCCUCACGAAAUUGAUACUAGGUCAAUCUCAAACUCUAGCAGUGUAUUGCUCUUUGAUCCCCAUCAUUUCCGGAGUAAUCAUAGCUACAGUUACGGAGAUCUCGUUCGAUAUGGUUGGGUUGCUGGCCGCGCUCAGCUCGACCAUUGUAUUCGCUCUACAGAAUAUUUACACCAAAAAGGUGAUGCACGACCGGCAGGUACACCACCUCCGACUUCUGCACAUCCUCGCUCGGUUGGCCCUCUUGUGUUUCCUCCCGAUAUGGAUUUUCUACGACACUCCGAGACUUCUUCGCAAUCGAGAGCUCACUAAACAUACCGAUCUGCUCACCGUUAUACUCCUCUUCAUCGACGGAUUUCUGAACUUCGCCCAAAACCUUGUAGCGUUCACCAUGUUGAACAUGUUGUCACCGUUGACUUAUUCAGUCUGCAACGCCACGAAGCGGAUCUGCAUAAUUAGCUUUUCGCUAUUCAUGCUUCACAACCCAGUGACGGCGGCGAAUGUGUUCGGUAUGAGUCUUGCCAUUUUCGGCGUGCUACUCUAUAAUAAGGCGAAGCUCGAUGCCCACCGGAGAAAGGAGUUACCCACGUACCACACGGUCACAGCUCAAGGCGAUUCGAUCGCCAGCAAAGUAUCGGACGCAAAAUCCCGCCUGGCGAAGACAGCGAACGGGUUCACAAAACCCAACAACAUCCUCUUCGAACAUGUCUUCUCGAACAACAACAACAACAAUUCGCACUACCUUCCGUUGGUUCAUAGUUGACGCUAGUCGCAGUUCAGGAAAACGAUAUUUUAUUGAGAAAUGACGGGUUGCGGAGAGACGGGACUCUCCUCGCGAAGCACAUCACGCAUUCGAUUCACUACAUUGACUCAUCCUCCGACCACAGACGCGAGCCCUCGGAUGUGAUAGAUGAAGUUUUCGGUCUCCGUGGGCGAGCGUCGUAGUCCUGGGUGGGUCCCUCUUUGAAAUUUCGCGCAGGUCCGAGUCAGACGGAGUUGUUUCUUUUGUUGCGAACAUCGCAAUUUUGUUGUGUUCCACAUUCCUGUUUUUCUUCGUACAAAAUGUAAAUAAUCCGCACAGAGAAAAGAAACUGCCUUGCACAGGGAGAGAAGCUGGAGUGGGCCGCGGGGUAGCUCACUGAAGGAGCAGAUUUUAUCGACGUGCUCUCGUUCAGUGGUUCCCCGUUCGCCAAUAGAGUGAUUCCGACAAGAGCCUUCGUGAGUUUUCCAGCCUCCGACCGCCUCUUGUUUUCCCCGCUCCUGUGCUCCGAGUUUCCGGGAACCUAGAAAGGUUUCACCUUCUGAGGCCUUUGCGACAUAUGCCGAGCGGUGAUGUAAUAA
This is a messenger RNA of Galendromus occidentalis (western predatory mite), 1826 nucleotides long. Its product is annotated as solute carrier family 35 member E1 homolog. The record is from RefSeq and is a predicted model, not a curated record. Lineage: Eukaryota; Metazoa; Arthropoda; Arachnida; Mesostigmata; Phytoseiidae. The coding region runs from base 133 to 1248 and encodes 371 amino acids. The transcript is spliced from 5 exons.